CACCAUUAUUAUGUCGUUUGCCCGUCAUUAAAAUUGGGAUAUUUCGCGGAUUUACAGUCUGCGACGGCAGCUGUCGCGGAUUAGCGAUUUCCACCAAUUGGCAGGUAGACGCCCGUAGUCCUUAGCGAUCCUUAAUUCGCCAGGUAAAUCCUUUGAGCUUCUAUAAAAUCGCGGCGCGCAGCUCAAGCAGCAUCAGUCACAUCGCAUCCAGCAAGUGAACAACAAGUCACCAAGUGUUCCUCAUCGCAACCAGUCAGUGAAAAAAGUCACCAAGUUUCCAAACCGUGAAAAAAGUCACCAAGUUUUCGAACCGUGAAAAAAAUCACCAAGCUUCCAAGCCGUGAAAAGUCACAAAUUUUCCAAAUCGUGAAAAAAGUCACCAAGUUCCCAAACCGUGAAAAAAGAUACCAAGCUUCCAAGCCGUGAAAAAAAUACCAAGUUUUCAAACCGUAAACAAUUAAUAAAAAAAUAAAAAUAUGAAGAGUGUUCAAGUGAUCCGCCUGCAGCCUGAUGAGUGGCAAACUCAUGAUGCCGGCGAAUUAGACGCAGCUGCCGCAUUGCUUAUGCUGCGCUAUCAGUACAACAUCAAGAUCCAAAGAGUUGGUGCUACAACUGAAGAUUCCGACGAUACGAAGCCGCCAUCGCCAGCUCCACCGCCGCCACCGGCUCCGGUGACAGCCACUGUCGUGGUGCCCAAGGCAGGCAUCUCUGCUGCAGCCGUCAACAACAACGGGAACGCAAAGGUAAUCUUGGCGGGUAAACCAAAUCUGGUCAUCAUAGCCAAGCCAAAAGCAGCCACGGCUGCUGCACCAUCCAAUAUGGUGGUUAUCUCCAAGCCAAAGGCAAUCAUUGCUCGCCGAGCUCUGCCGGCUGCUACUGUCAAAUCAUUCCCAGCUUGUGGUCCGAAACCAACAACAGUUGCUGCUCUCAAGCUAUCUCCAAAGGCUGCUGCUGCUGCUAAGACAAUUACAGUUGCUGAUUUUAAGCAAGCUAUGAUUACUGGUGCCAAAAUAAUUCCAGUUGCUGUCCCUAAGCACAUUACAAUUGCUGGUCCCAAGCCAGUUCCAGUUGCUGCUCCUAAGCCAAUGGCAGUUGUUGCUCCCAAGACAAUGGCAGUUGUUGCUCCCAAGCCAAUGGCAGUUGCUGCUUCUAAACCAAUGGCAGUUGCUGCUCCUAAAGUUGUGCCAGUCGUGGCAACCACAUCGGCAGUUACUGCUCCCACAGUUAUUACAGUUGCUGCUCCUAUUGCAUUGCCAGUCGUCGCCUCCACAUCGGCUGCUGCUGCCGCCAAAGCAGCUGAACAGGACUACACUACACCCAAGGAUCAGAUUCGUCCAGCUGUCAAGGUCGCCUCAUCGCAGCCGCUGAAGAAACGCGCUUUGCCGCCGUACUUGCUGCGUUACGCCAUGACUCCAGACUGUGCCACAACUGUGACCGACAACAUCAACACUACUCAAGCUGCUCCCAGCACAUCUCAGGCUGCUGCUAUCACUGAGAUUCAGACUCAAACUCAAGCUGCUGCUACCACAUCUCAGGUGGUUGUCACCAUUGCUCAGGCUGCCAACACAACUCAGGCUGCUGCUCCAGUUGUUGCUGCUCCGAUUGCUGCUGCUCCGAAGAUUGCUUCUGCUCCGAUUGUUGCUGCUCCGAUUGCUGCUGCUCCGGUUGCUACCACAUACCACGUUGCUACCAGGAAAUCUGUGGCUGCUGCUGCUGCCAAGACCCAGAUUGCUGCUGCUAAAACUCAGAUUGCUGCUACCAAAACUGAGAUGGCUGCUGUCAAAACUAAGAUUGCUGCUGCCAAAGCUAAGGUUGCUGCCACCACCACUAAAGCUGCUGCUGCUGCCAAGCCAGCUCAGGCUGCCGCUAGCACAUCUCGUCGGGCAAGCACUUCUCUUCCGGCAUCUCGUGCCGCUUCUCGCGCUGCCUCUCGUGCUGCCAACGCUUCUGGAUCGGCCAGCACUUCUCGUGCCCCAAGCACUUCUCGUGCCCCGAGCACUGCUCGUGCUGCCACAAACGGCACACGUGCCACUGCCGCUGCCGUGGUCAAGGCCAAGGACAAGGUGCAUGGCAAUGAGUGCAACGCUUCGCUGUUGAAGUCGUGCCGCAACAUGAUUCGUGAGUUCCUCGAGAGUCAGAAUGCCUACUAAAUUGGGUUUGAC
This is a messenger RNA of Drosophila nasuta, 2162 nucleotides long. RefSeq names its product calphotin. Bases 477 to 2150 code for a protein of 557 amino acids. The transcript has a single exon. Lineage: Eukaryota; Metazoa; Arthropoda; Insecta; Diptera; Drosophilidae. The record is from RefSeq and is a predicted model, not a curated record.